This is a messenger RNA of Halteromyces radiatus, 649 nucleotides long. RefSeq lists its product as uncharacterized. The transcript has 2 exons. The record is from RefSeq and is a predicted model, not a curated record. Lineage: Eukaryota; Fungi; Mucoromycota; Mucoromycetes; Mucorales; Cunninghamellaceae. The coding region runs from base 62 to 466 and encodes 134 amino acids.
UUUUUUUUUUCUUUUUUUCUUCUUCUUCUUCUUUUCUUUUGUUUUCACUAAAUAAACAAGAAUGAAGCUAUGGUUUUGUACUAAAACAUGGCUUUUAGCCUUGGUGAUGACUUUCUUUAUUGGUAAUCUUGUCUUUUGGUCUUACCAUCCUCGUCCUUCUUGUGAACAACUCGGUACUUGUCAUGAGGAAAACUUUGAACAUCAUUCAAAAGGUCAUCAUGAUAUGCCUCCUCCUCCUCCACCACCACCAGCUGCUCAUCAACAACCUCCUGUAGUUGACAAACAACCACCACCACCACCUCCACCUCCUGCUCAUGCUGACUUACUCGCUCAUGCUCAAACUGAAGCCAACCUUUAUGGUUUUCAAUAUCCUCCUAUGGUGGAUUCUCCCAAACAACCUGACACGUAUUUACCAGGUAAUCAAGUUAUAAAUAGAAUUUAUUUUUAUUGUAGAUCCAUUUACUGACUUUUUUUUUUAUUAUUGAUAGAUACCCACUUGGAUUUAUCUAUUGAUCUCAACACAGUGGCACCUACUGCUGAUAAGACUACUUUACGGCUCAAUAAUGAAGAAAAAUCAAUUUCUUUUUCAAAAGAUGCUCAAUCAUGGCAACUUGGUGUUGUAAGUAGUAGAAGGAUCUUUUUUUUUAUU